AUGGCGGAGGUGGGGCGGGCGGCGGUGCCCGCUGGCGGCGCGCCGCUCCCCGGGGGCUUCUGGGCGGCGGUGGCCGUGUGGCUGGAGAGGCCGCAGGUGGCCAACAAGCGGCUGUGCGGCGUCCGCCUGGAGGCCCGACGGCGCGCCGCCCGGCCCUGGGCCCAGGCCCCCGAGUCCGGGCCGGGCGCAAGCCCCGAGCCGGAGGAGCCGGACCCGGCGCCGCGUCCGCGUUCCCCGGAGGCGGCUCCGGACCCCAGGCCGCGGGCGGGGCCCCGGCAGGGCGCGGCGGACGACGGGCCCCGGGAGGCCCAGGACGGGCGCCAGCCAGGGGAGGCCCGGGACGAGGCCGCCGCGGGGCCCGGGCGGCGCGGCCAGGCGGCGCUCGGACGGGACGACUUCCCCGCCCCGGACCUGGAUUCUCUCUGGGACGGCCUCUGCCGCAGCCUCGCCGCUGGCCAUCGGGAGUUGCUGGCCUUUCUCGCCGGCCCCGGCUCCGACGCGGGACCGCAGCCAGAGGAUCAGCAAGAGCUCGACGUGGUUCUCAGAACCGUCAUCCCGAAAACGACCCCGCAGCGCCCGCUCACCGCUCCCAGGAGAGAGAUCGUCGUGCAAGAUGUUCUCCGCGGAACCGUCACGUUCCUGCCUUUGGAGGAGGGCGCUGAGGGCCGUCUGACGGCGCAGAUGGGCAACGUGUAUCAGAUCCGGCUCGGCCGCCAGGAGGAGGAGUGGUUCAUAUCUGUUUUAAUUUUCUGUCCAGAACAAUGGCAUUCAGACGGUAUUGUUUACCCCAAGCCUUCCUGGCUUGGGGGCGAGCUGCUGGCCAGGCUGGCCAGGUGGGCUGGCGAGGGCAGGAAGAGCGGGUGUAAAGGCUCCCUGUCCCUCAUCUCCAUGGCCAAGUACAGCAGCACUUACCAGGAGCUGAAGGCCAAGUAUAAAGACCUGGUGAAGGUGUGGCCUGAAGUCACUGACCCUGAGAAGUUUGUGUUUGAAGACGUGGCUAUCGCUGCCUACCUGCUGGUUCUCUGGGAGGAGGAGCGCGCCGCGCGAGCACUGGCGGCCAGGCAGUCCUUUGUUGACCUGGGCUGCGGGAACGGCCUCCUGGUCCACAUCCUGAGCAGCGAGGGGCAUCCGGGCAGAGGGAUUGACGUCCGGAGAAGGAAGAUCUGGGACAUGUAUGGCCCGCAGACCCGCCUGGAGGAAGGUGCGGUCAUGCCCAGCGACGAGGCCCGCUUCCCUGAUGCCGACUGGUUGAUCGGCAACCACUCCGAUGAGCUGACCCCCUGGAUCCCCGUCAUUGCUGCCAGGUCCUCCUACAGCUGCCGCUUCUUCCUGCUCCCCUGCUGCUUCUUCGACUUCGUGGGGAGGUACCGCCGCAGGCAGAGCCAGAAGACGCAGUACCGCGAGUACCUGGACUUCGUGCGCGAGGUGGGCGCGGCGUGCGGCUUUCACGUGGAGGAGGACGGCCUGCGCAUCCCGUCCACCAAGAGGGUUUGUCUCAUCGGGAAAUCCAGAACAUACCCGCCUGCCGCAGAGGCUGCCGCCGAUGCGCGGAGAACGCAGUACAUCAGCAAGCGGGGCUGCCCCGGGGGCCCCCCUGGCCCGGUCACCGUGGGUGGGACCCACCACCCCGACAGUCUCCACGCCCGGAGGCAGAGUCUGCACGGGGCAGAGGCCCAGGAAGCCCAGGACGCAGGACUCUGGCUGCCCGGGUUUCGGCCCAGAGAGAAGGCCGAGCGCGUGAGGAACUGCACCGCCCUCCCACGGGACCUCACUGACCGGGUGGUCCUGCAGGUGGCCGGCUUGCUGCUGGGGCAGAGGCCACUGGACUUGAGUUCCCCAGGUGGGAGCACGAAGACCUGGAAUCGAGGAGGGAGCCUGUCCUUGGCAGAAGUGGCCAGCAAGCUGGACAGGGGGACGCUGCAGAGGCUGAAGCGGGAAUGCGGGGGCUUGCAGACGCUGCUGAGGAACAGCCACCAGGUGUUUGAAGUUCUGAACGGGAGAGUCCGCCUUCGCGACUGGCGGGAGGAGGUGCGGCGGGAGGCAGAGCGGCCGGAGGCCAAGCAGAGACUCUUCUCCGAAGCUUUCAAGACCCGCCUCUGCUGGUUCUUCACUCACCACCCCGACGGCUGCGUCCUGUCUGCGCUCAGCUGCCCGUUUGCCCACGGGCCUGGGGAGCUGCGGCCACCCCGGGCCCCCAGGAAGAAGCAGUGAUGAGUCCCGCCCGGCCUCCAGGCUGGCCGGCGCAGGGAGGCCCGCGCACUCCGCCCUUGGGCAACUGGGCAUCUUGGGAUUUUAGACAAAGGGCUCCAGCCAACCUCUUGUUUGUUUGAUUUCCUAGGGGCGGGGAGGGGUGCCCCCUGCUCCCCAUCUUCCCUUCUGUGCCAUCUGCACGCUGGGGCGGCGGCAGCUACUGCAGGGGUUACAUCCUUGCUCAUGGUUGCAGGCCCCACAUUGGCGGUUCAUGAGCCAGUGCCAGCCUGGGGCAGUCUGUGCCUCGGGGUUCUGGGUGGGUCCCGAAAGGCCCCCAGGUCAGGAUGGAUGGGAAGUGGUCAGUUCUGGGCUCCCUUGGUUCCUCUGUCCUCUGUCGGCUUGUUCUGUGCAACCAUGUUUGUUCUUUAAACUUCAGACAGUCGGCGUUGUCCCUUCUUGGUUUCCGUCCGGCUCUUCCAUGCGUGAGCGCUCCUGGCACCGGUCAGCGGCCGCCCCCUGGUUGCUUGGUGGCUUCCCGCCCUCGGGCCCCGCGCUGACUGGCCUGCUGAGCCCGGUGUCCAUCUGUUCACACGGCUGCGCCCGUGUCCUUACUCCGGAGGCCGAGGGCGGUUUCUCGGGGA
This is a messenger RNA of Talpa occidentalis (Iberian mole), 2831 nucleotides long. It is a transcript of the gene TRMT44, whose product is annotated as tRNA methyltransferase 44 homolog. Lineage: Eukaryota; Metazoa; Chordata; Mammalia; Eulipotyphla; Talpidae. Gene Ontology annotation, molecular function: metal ion binding; tRNA (uridine) methyltransferase activity. The coding region runs from base 1 to 2211 and encodes 736 amino acids. The transcript is spliced from 11 exons. The record is from RefSeq and is a predicted model, not a curated record. Gene Ontology annotation, biological process: tRNA methylation.